AUGGGUCAACAGGUAUCUUUAACUGAUUUGAAAAUACCUGACUUAUUUGCAACGAAGAAUCAUCAUUCGGAUAAGGUAUCAUCCACUAAUGAAACAGAAGAUAUUCAUUUAUUUUUACCAUUCGACAUCAUCAAUGAAACCAAUAAAAAUUUCAUUUCGUUUAAUAAUCAGCAAUGUUCAAGUGAACUAUCAAUUGUAAAAGAAACAUGGAUCAAACAAAUUCGAAAUGAUAUAUCUGAAUUCACGAAUUUAUGUGGAGUCAAUGAAUUUAAUACAAAAAUUGCAAAAAUAAUUAAAAAAAUGUUCGAUUAUAUUGCAACGACGAAUACCAAUCUACAAAAUUCUAUGCAAACGAUCAUUAAUAAACAGGAAAAGUUUAAAAAUUCCUAUGGUGAAAAGUUAAAAGAGGAUGAAAAUGUAACUACUUCUAUAUUUUCUGAAACGUUGAUUGAUUCAGAAAAUGUAUCAGAUCAACAACAAGCAAAAGAAAUACCGUUUUUUGCUGUUCAAUCUUUCAUAACUAUGUUAUUGAUGUUACUCGAAUUAGUGCGAAAAUCUGACUCCACUAGUGUUCAUCAUAUGCUUAACGUGACAAAUCAACUUGUUGAACAAAUUCCAUUGCAAUAUAUUUCAUCUGAUGUUUACAAGCGAUCACAUAAUUUAUUUAAAUCUUUAAAACCAUUAACUAUUUAUAUCCAGGAAUUAUCAAUACACAGUGAUAUAGAUUCGAUUGCAGCAAAUCAAUCAAUCAAAAUUUUAUUUAAUUUUUCUGUUAUCAAGGCAUCAUUCAAAGAUAUUCUACCAUUAAUAAGAAAAUUAAUUUUCAACACGAACGAUAUUUUUGAUAUACGAAAAUUACUUGUUAAAUUGAACAGACGUCUUACGUUGACGAUAGAUCGAUUCGAAAAAGAAAAACAAACACCAUCUGUAACAACAACUAUUCCACAGAACACUACAGAUAACAGCGUGACAGCACAAGAUCAAAACAGAACCGAAUUAGUAUUGCCAACUGAGCAAACAUUGGAUAUCGAACAGAAGUUUUUAGCUGCUGUAGAAUAUCUUAAGUCAAUUGAAGCAUUUCCAAAUACACAAUUGAUUACAUUAAAUGAAAAUAAAUUUACUGGUCAAUUCAUAUGUUCAAUAUUACUUGUUCAUAUUGAUUUACAUAAUCAACUUCAUGCAAAAUCACAAUUUGAACGUAGUUCUAUGAAUGGAUCAUUUUCAUUUGAAUUAGAAUCAGAAACAUUUAAAUAUCUAUAUGAAAUAAUCGAACACUUAACAUUAGUACAAGCAUCAUCCGAUGCGAAUCUCGGAUAUAUUUUGAAUGUGUGUUUAAGAUUAUUCACAACACAUUUACAAUUUCUAAUGGCUGCAAACUUCGAUCAUUUUUAUGAAUUUUUGAACGAACAUGAUAUUGAAAAAUGGUUCGCACUGAUAUCCAAAUUAGUUUUUGAUGAUGAAUUAGAAGAGAGGAAAACAGAAGCUUCGAAAGCAUUGACUUAUUUGAUCGAAAAACAAGCAUCAUCGUUUAGUAAAAUGUUGACAUUCAUUCAUAUGCAUAUCAUUGAAAACAGACAUCCAAUAUUAAUCGAUGAGUUAUUAAAUAAAUUAAAUCAACAAAUAUUCAUAUAUAAAUGGAUUGAAAUUCUUUGUAAUAAUCCAUAUACACAAGACAGUGCAUUAGCAUACACAGUCUUACAUUCAUUCAUUGAUAUUGUCUUAAAAUCAGCUUACGUAGACAUUAAAAAACUUAAUCGAUUAAGCGAAAUGAUAAUCAUGUUUCAAGAAUUGCUUUUAGUUUACUUAAAUAAUCAACCAGUUGAUGUUUCGAAUGAACUUGAAUCAUCUGCUCUAUCAACGCUUGGCAUAGAAUAUACAACACAUGUAAUAAAAUCUUGUCUUCAACAAGAAAUUCAAAGUGUUUUAUUCGAACCACUUCUUCUUGGUCUAUGUACUCUCACUGACGCGAAAUUUAACUUUGCUGUCAUACAACCAAUUUUUGCUGCUAUCAUGCCUUUAUUUGCCGAAUAUUUCAUACAAACAAAAAUCAAUGUCGACAAUAAGACGAAUUAUUUAAUUUCGUGGUUAUUAGGGAAGAUGAUCUAUUGUUUAAUUAUCGGUCCACCACAGAGUCCAUUAGAGAAAAAAUAUGAUACAACAUUAAAAUUACCAUUGUUUUCUGGUGGAUAUGAAACUCUAACAGUAGAUAUAAAUCCAUAUCUAUCGAAUUUAUUCAAAUCUGACUUAACUAUUUACAGUCGAUUUGUUUUGCCCUUGCGACGACAACAAUCGAUAUUAGACAAUAAUUUUUUAAUUUCAAUUUAUCAUAAUAUUGAUCAAGGUGCACAAUUAAUAUCAAAAAUGAAAUUAUUCAUUCGAGAUAAGCAAGUGUUACAAAAAUCAAUUGAAACCGUUGCUAAUGAUGCAUGUGCUGCAGUAUUCGCCGUUUAUAUUAAACAUUAUCGUCGUAUUGAUCUAGCUCAACAUGAAUUAACUCAACGAAUUGAACAAAAACCACAUGCUAAACUUCUCUUACUCUAUGAAUAUGCUAAUCAAGUACGAACGAUUUUUGCAACGACAAAAGCUCGAGGUGGUGAUUGCCAUGAACUUUGUAAAGAAAUUAAAAAUGACGCAUUAUUAUUACUCAUAUCAAUUAGAGAGAGUUCUUUCAUUGCAAAAAUUAAAGAGAAUUUUCCAUUGCCAAUUGUUACUACGAAAAUGUUUCCAUUACAACGACAACAAUCACGUUGGACAAAAGCGAAAUAUAUUAUUCGAUUACUUCGUAAUACACUAAAGGCGUGUAUGCGAUUAAAAUAUUUGAUGUUGAAAAAAAAACAAGCCGUUGAACAAAAGAAAGAUAGUGAAAGUGUUAUGCAUCAAGCUAUUACAUCUUCUUUAUAUGGAAAUGGAAAAUUGAAAAUUGAAUCCAAUGAAAUUGUUAAAUGUCUCACACUACAAUAUCAACGAGCUAUGACUCGAUUGAUUACUUAUCGAUUUAUUGAUCAAUUAAUUAUUGCUAGCAAAGAUAAUAAUCGAAUUCUGAAUAUUUUGUUCAUGAAUUUAAAAGAUAAUAAUUUAGAUUGGCACUAUCUUGAAAAUAUUCAAGCAUCAAAUAAUCAAUUGAAAGAAGAUAUUGGAUAUCUAUAUUAUAAAAUUGUUAAAACACUAUUAUCAAUUUCAAUGGAAUCUAAUACGCAAACCUUGUUCAUGUUACAUGUAUUUAAUCUGAUAAAUCUAAACUAUGAUUCGAUGGAUUUAUGUCUUUUGAAUAAUUAUCAAUUUAUUCAAGAGCUAUUUGAUCGCUUUAUUAGUUUUGCCGAAAUAGAUACAACAAGUGUCGAUUCAAUGAAUAUGAAACUCACAGCAUUCAAUUGGUUUCGUCUAGUUGUAUUAAAAUUAUGUGAAAAUAUCGAGUUGGAAGAAUUACGAAAUAUACAUAUCGGUAAUCGGAAAUUUCAUUAUAAUUUACAGCAACAAUGCAAUUUGAUUUUUAAUAAAUUAAUUUUAACUGAACUCAAACAAUUACAAAAAAAUAAAUUAACAUCCAAAAAGAACUGUGUAGACACAUCGUUAAAAAAUGUUUCGCUUCGUUCUUUGGUUGCAUCAUCAAAAUGUGAUGUUGACGUUGGUAUCCAUCAAUAUUUAAUGCUUUUACUUCGUUGUGUUCACUUAUAUGAUCAUAUACGAUUGAGCUGUGCUACAAUCGAUUAUAUUGAGCAAAUAUUCGAUUUAUAUCAUACAAGUCAAUCACUUAGCACUCGUCUACUAACAUUGAAAACUCUACGUGAUCUAUUGAUAUUUUUACCAGACGACAAUACGAAUAGAACAACGAAUAGAUCUUUUAUUGAAAAUCUAUUAAUGAAAAUUUUGUUUUCUAUUGGUCAGAGUUUUAAUUUAUUAGAAAUCAAAAAGAUAGAUCUUGAUAUUAUCAUUGAAUUUAUUUAUAUCUAUCGUACGAUUAUGUCAUAUAAUUCACCAUGGCAAAAGCUCGCAAUUCAAUUGUUUGUUGAUGCAAUAAAGUCAUGUAUGAAUUUCAAUUUUACAUCAUUAGAAACAGUCGAAUUACAACAAAUGAAUUUCUUUCUUGCAUCCAUAUGUAUAUUAGGCGGUUAUGUUCAAUCGUAUUGUUUAGGAUCAACUGUAGAAGUCUAUUCAACUGAUAUAACUAUGCAUGAAUUACAAUAUGCAAUUAUAAUUGACAUCAAUAUGGAUGCUUUUGAAUUAAAUUCAUACGAUGUUAAACCUUAUCUUAUACAAUAUGCAGCUACGAAUCAGACUGAAUGGGUUUCAUCGAAUCAAAUACGCAUCAUUGUUGAUGUUCUACCAAUGAAUCUCUCACUUUUACCAAUCGAUAAUGCAGUUCAUACUAUUCUUGAUACAUUAGGAUUUCUUGCACAAAUUGAUGCAUCAACAAGUGAUUCAUUGAUGUUAUUAGAUAUAAAAUGUCGUGUAGUAACAGCAUUAUAUGCUGUAUUGAAUUAUAAACAAGUUAUUGAAAUUUUUAUGCAAAAACCUUAUGCAUCAAUUAUUGCUAAACUAUCGACUUCGAUGGAUUAUCUUGAUUCAAUUCGUAGUACCAUACCAAAUGAUUUACGAUUGUUUAAUAGAUUACAUCUAGAACAAUAUUAUCUAAGUUUAGAUAGAUAUGCAAGAAAAAAUCAAAUAGUUGAAAACAAACUUGACAUUAUUCAUAAUAGAAAUGGAUGGAAUCAAAUGAAUAUUAUUCGUGAUCCUAUUAUUCUGCAAUAUCUAUCUGAAACAAGUUCGAUAGAUGAGGACUGGAAUCCGAUUGCAUCUAAAAGUGAGAUACAAUCCUACAAAAAAGGUCGAUUGGGAAAUGAUGAAAUUCACAUUAUUUCUGUGCCUGCCCAUGAUAAUCUAUCGGCUUUAGAAGAAUGUGGUAUCAAGCAUAAAUUCAAAGGACGAGUUAACGUAACUGGUGACGCUAGAGAUAUUCGAUAUCUAACUUUUAUUCCUAAUGGCAUAGAGUUGAAUGAAGGAAAGUGGUACUUUUGUGUUAAAUUUCCACAAGGUGGCGCAGCACAAAUUGGCUGGGCAACGAAUGGAUUUGAUCCAGUAGCAAAUGGUAGCUAUGGCAUUGGUUAUGAUGAAUUUUCACGAAAAAAGAGAUGA
This is a messenger RNA of Rotaria sp. Silwood2, 5133 nucleotides long. Lineage: Eukaryota; Metazoa; Rotifera; Eurotatoria; Philodinida; Philodinidae. The record is from the annotation of a GenBank genome assembly.